This is a messenger RNA of Gossypium raimondii (Peruvian cotton), 2832 nucleotides long. RefSeq lists its product as uncharacterized. Lineage: Eukaryota; Viridiplantae; Streptophyta; Magnoliopsida; Malvales; Malvaceae. Bases 1105 to 2736 code for a protein of 543 amino acids. The record is from RefSeq and is a predicted model, not a curated record. The transcript has 10 exons. Gene Ontology annotation, molecular function: DNA binding; protein binding.
UUUCGAUUCUUUUCUUCCGUCUCUUUUAUGUCUUCAUUAGUUUUUUUUUUUCUGUUUGGAUGCCGAGAAAUCUAAUAACGAAACGAAUAAGGAAAAGAAAUGAGAAGCUCAAUGUUGUGUUCUGUUUCGAUUGAUAAAUUAUAUGGAUGAGUUCAAUUAUCUGUUUUCUUUUAUAUUUAAAAACAUCGCAGGGAAAUGUUAGAGCUUAGAAACAAAUUCCUUUUUUCCCUUAGAAAUUAAAAAGAGGGUUUAAGAUUUUGAGAGAUUUGGAUUCUGGUGGAAGAUCUGAUUCUUAGGUAUCUCUGCUGUUUGGUUGCCUAUAAAUUGUGAAGGAAGAAGGCUCAAUUGAAGUAUAUGGAUAUCAUCUUAAAGGACUAAAAGAGAAGCAUGUAAAAGUUCAGAGUUGUUAGAUAUCACUUUGCACCACAUAUUACGUGGAAUGCUCGAUCAGCAUUUUGUGAGAGAAAAAAUGAAUGAGUGAUCAUUUUGUUCAAAUUUAUUAAUGGUGGUAAUUAAAUUAACAAUUUUUUUAGGAUGACUGGUGAAGUAAUUUUCCCUUAAUUUGAAGUAUCCAAAUAAAAUUUAGAUAUACUUUUUUUCUUCUAUUACCCAAAUCCAAACAUAGCACUAAAAAGAAUUUAAUACUAGAGUUUAGAGAAACGGCAUUAAAUUUUUUCUUUUCGAAAAACAAAGUUCCCGUCUACGGACCCAAACCCUUCAAAGCAACAAAUCCGCCGUUGAAUUUCGAAGGUACCGACCCUACCCCUUUAAUCUUUUACAAAUUUACUUUUCUUACCGUUCUUGUUCAGUUCUCUCCUUUCUCGCGGCAUUUUUAAUUUUUUUUUAAUAAGAGAUAGAGAUAGGAGCAGGGGUUGUCCAGCGAUCGGCACUGGUAUGGCUUGAAGAUUUGAACACAAGGUUCGAGAGAAUUGCAGUGGACUUCAGGUUUUGCAGUUGCAGGGCAUAGUAUAUGUUCAGGGUGGUCGAUCAUGUCUCUCUAUUCCUUGAAAAUGAAUGCACUGCAUUGUAAAGCCUAUUUGGGGUACAUGUCCAACUGAAGGAUUUCAAGUUGAGGAAGUUAGGGUUUCUAUUUGAGUGUAAAAUAUGGCUGGAAAUGCAGCAUCAAUCUUUUGGUUGGAAGAAUACAGUGGGAAGUCACUUACUCCUGUCGGUUCGAAAAGAAAGGCCAAAUCGAAGAAACUGGAGUUUAAUGGCUGGGGAUCUAAACCACUCAUUGAAUUUCUUGAAUCUAUUGGUAAAGACACCACCGAGAAGAUCUCUCAGCAUGAUGUUAGUGACAUUAUAGGCAAAUAUAUUAAUGACAAUAACCUUACUAACCCAGCAAAAAAGAAGAGAGUUCUUUGUGAUGAAAGGCUUUAUUCUAUUUUUGGAAGAAAAACAAUAAGCCGAAUCAAAGUCUAUGACUUGCUUGAGACACACUAUUUAGAAAACCAAGAUGCAUGGGAUGAUGACUUCUUUUUUAGCUCAGAAGAGGAGAAUCUUGGUGAAGAAAAGAAAUGUUUGAGAUUGGAGAAAAAAACUUACCAGAAGAAAAGGGGUUUUGAAACACCGAAAAGCUGCUUUGCUGCAAUAAUACCAGAGAAUAUUAAACUAGUGUACUUGAAAAAGAGCUUAGUUCUGGAUCUUUCAAAAGAUUUUGGAAGCUUUGAAGCUAAAGUGGUAGAUAGCUUUGUGAGGAUCAAAUCAGAUCCUAAUAACUUCCUUCAGAAAAAUUCUCAUCAGCUUGUGAUUGUUAAAGGGAUGAAGAAGGUCUCUGGGAAUAAUGAUGUAAAUGCAGACAUUCUCCUUCAGGUUUCAAAUUUUGUGAAAGAUGUUAGAAUUGCCAUGCUUUCAGAAGAUGAUUUCUCUCAGGAAGAAUGUGAAGAUUUGCAUCAGAGAAUGAAAAAGGGCUUGCUGAAGAGACCAACCGUUGCGGAACUUGAAGCAAAGGCUCGGGCUUUACAUGAAGAUAUAACCAAGCAUUGGCUUGCAGCAGAACUUACCUUGUUACCAAAGCUCAUAGACCGUGCCAAUGAAAAGGGAUGGCGCAGAGAAAUGUUCGAGUACAUGGAAAGGAGACAACUGCUUCAGACUCCAGAGGAACAGUCACGACUGCUGUGUGAGGUUCCAAAUGUUAUUGCAGAGGAAGUAGAACCUGAAACUGUACCGCAAGAUGUUAAACAUGAAAAGGAUAGCUCACAGAUAUCAACCGUGAGGGAAACUUUGGAAAUUCCUAGCAAUCCAGUUUCAAAUGGAAAAUUGUCAACCUUGUUGCCCUUAAAACCAGGUAAUGUGGCCCAAUCUUCCCCCAUAAUUUUAAAAGACGAUACAGUUCAUUGCCAUGAUGUUCAGGAGCAGCUAAUCCGCCCAAGAGACAACAAUGUCAGGAGUACACAGGUUGGAAAUGUACCAGAAGAAAACGGCGCCAUAGUCAAACAUGACUUUUUAAAAGCAUUGGAUACCACUCAAGUGAUUGAUUUGAGUGAUGAUGAUAAUGACGACAAUGAAGAACAUGAGGAUUCAAACAAAACCGAGGCACAGGAUGAUGUGAGAAGCUUGAUAUGGCAUUAUCAAGACCCUCAGGGAGAUAUACAGGGUCCUUUCUCUCUCCUGUCGCUGAAAAAUUGGAUGGACCUCGACUACUUUCCAGACGAUUUUAAGGUUUGGAAGACGGGUCAAAACCUAAAUAAUGCUGUUUUGUUGGCUGACAUAGUUGGUCGAAUGUUUCAGAUUUAAGAUUUGUUGCAUAUUAUUGUAAAUGGAUAAGAAUAUCAGAUUGUUCUUGUAGCUGGUUGGUAUUUUGAAGAUGAAAAUGUGCCUUGCUAAAAUAAA